AUGUCAACGUCAACCGCCAGUCUAAGUCUUGCAAUGAGCAGCAAUAUAACCAGCGCUCACCUAGAAGAGCCACAGCUGUGNGCUUCCCAAAAUGGUUUCCGAUCCAUUCUUGCCGGCUGGUCUACCUGGCAGUACAUCGUAACAGUCCUCGUCGGUUUAGUGGUCUAUGAUCAAGGUCCAUCAUUCAAAAUCCCGCUCAUGGGCCCAUUCCUUCAGGCAUUGGAUCCAAAGUUCGACUCCUAUCUCAGACAGUGGGCGAGCGGACCUCUCAGUUGUGUCUCUGUCUUCCAUAAAUUUGUUGUCCUCGCGUCCGAUCGAGACCUAGCCCACAAGGUAUUCAAGUCACCUGCGUACGCCGAACCCUGCAUAGUCCCUGUCGCAAAGGAUAUCAUCGGCCACAAAGCAUGGGUAUUCCUCCAAGGUCGUGAUCACGCCGAGUAUAGGAGAGGUUUGACUCCUCUCUUCACCAACAGGGCCAUGGCCACAUACCUCCCAGUUCAAGAGAAAGUGUUGGCCGACUACUUUGACAAGUUUGUGGCUGCCAGCGAGGCAAAUGGGAAUAAACCACUGCCGUUUAUGACCUUGUUCCGGGAGAUCAACUGCGCAUUGUCGUGUCGUACGUUCUUCGGCGGUUACAUUUCUCAGGAUGCGGUCAAAAAGAUUGCAGACGACUAUUACCUGUGCACUGCCGCACUGGAGCUGGUCAACGUUCCGUUCUCGAUAUAUAUCCCAGGGACCAAAGUGUGGCGAGGUAAGCGAACGGCGGAUGCGGUCCAUGCUGAGUUCACCAGAUGUGCAGCUGCAUGCAAAGCAAACAUGGCGAGUGGUGCAGAGCCCACCUGCACAGUCGACCAUUGGGUGCUCCACAUGAUGGAAUCUAACCGUUAUCGCGAAAGAAUUGCCGCAGGAGAGCCCGACGUGGAGAGACCUUCGAACUUGAUCCGCGAGUUCACCAACGAAGAGAUUGGCGAGACGCUGUUUACCUUCCUCUUCGCUUCUCAAGACGCAUCCAGCAGCGCAACAACAUGGCUAUUCCAAAUCCUCGCUCAGCGGCCUGACGUCCUCGGCAGAUUGCGACAAGAGAAUCUGGAUGCACGAGGAGGUGACAGGAACAAACCAUUUGAUCAACCCAUGUUAGAGUCUUUGACCUACACCAAUGCUGUCAUCAAAGAGCUGCUUCGCCAUAGACCACCCGUUAUCUUCGUCCCUUACUUGGCAACCAGAGAUUUUCCGAUGACAUCGAGCUAUACUGUUCCCAAGGGUUCCAUGAUUAUACCGUCAUGCUAUCCGGCUUUGCAUGAUGCUCUGGUCUAUCCACGUCCGGAUGUCUUUGACCCUGAUCGCUGGAUAACUGGCGACGCCGAGUCCAAGACCAAGAACUGGCUUGUCUUUGGAGCUGGGCCGCAUGACUGUCUUGCGAGAAGGUAUGUACCGUUGUCGAUGGCAGGCAUGAUUGGUAAAGCGGCUAUGGAGCUCGACUGGAAGCACCAUGAGACGGAACUUUCGGAGGAGAUCAAGGUGUUUGCUACGCUUUUUCCCAUGGAUGGGUGCCCUUUGGUCUUCACUAGACGCUCCUAG
Molecule: messenger RNA, 1578 nt
Organism: Aureobasidium vineae
Lineage: Eukaryota; Fungi; Ascomycota; Dothideomycetes; Dothideales; Saccotheciaceae
Source: the annotation of a GenBank genome assembly